CGCUGCUAAAACACUUCUGCGCUUCUAGAAGGGCACGAGACAGACGAAAGAGCCGGCGCAGAUUUAACUACUGGGAAAUACUGAGACGCAAGAUUUGUUAUAUGAUCAAUCGCGUCUGUUGUGGAUUUUACUGAACUGAGAUCAUGAAUUAAGCGGCACGCGCUGAUUACUUCAUUUACGAGGCUUUAACCGGCUGGAAUCGCUGCAAUUUAAAGGCGUCUGUAGGACCACUUGGUCUCUUUUGCCCUUCUGACAUGGGAUUUUAACUUUCUACACCGCACGCGCACCUGGAGUCAGUUCGCUUGGUUUUACAUUUGCGCUCUUCCAGAAAUGGUGGGCCAUUUACAUUUGCAAGCUAUGGAUGAGAGUUUGAAAGGAAAGAACCGGGAGGGACUGUUGGACAGUCCGGAUUCCGGACUGCCUCCGAGUCCCAGUCCGCCCUUCUACUCUUUGUCGCCGGGGAUCCUGGAGUCGCGCUCCGGCAGCUGCUCAACACCGACUGAGCUGCAGGGUUACAGCAGGAGAGAGAGCCGUGAGGGCAAACUGCUACCAUACUUGCUCCUGAACUCUCAAGGUCCAGAUGCUAAAUCGCGCAUGUACCCUGUGGUCUAUGGAGAGAGCAUUGAGGUCAACCCCAAACCAGAAAAAGAGAUCAAGUUUAACUCUGCAGUGAGGUAUGAUUCAGACAGACGCUUUCGUGACCAGGUGUACUGCGCCCAAGUCCCAACAGUCACGUCGUUCAGCGAGUCAGUGGUGGCGGUACAGAACUGCACAUGGCGCAGCUACAAGUCAGAGGUUCACUUUGAGCCACGGCUCAGGCCGCUACACUACCAAAGCACAACCUUUGUGUUCCCCAAGCACACUAGGAAUACGUACCGCACUACGCUUAACUUCAACGGCAACAGAAACGGAGCUGGGCAGCGACGGUUCAUGUCCACGGUCAGACUGGAAUCCACAGAGGAUGCCAGUCCUUGUAUCAUUUACACAGAAGACCUCUGAGACUUCCCGAGAGGUGUGUUAUUGUUCCCAAAACUCAAAAACUCCCCUUGGUUAGAGAGCUACAAUGAAAGUGCUUGGACUUCUGUUACCAAAACCGUAAAAAAACGGAUGGCUAGAGACUUCAAAGGAAAAAGAUGAAAGUCAGUGAGGGACACUUUGUUCAUUCGCUGCAGGUUAGGUUUGGUACUUGAGCUGAAGCUGUCUGUGUGCAGUCUUUGCAGUAUAUUUGUGUGUUACGUGUGGUGUAUUUAUGUUCAUUUGAGGUUUUUUAUUUUAUUUUAAUAUCCAGUCAUACCUCUCAAGAGGAGUGACGAGCGUAAGGGUGAAAUUUCUUGCUUAUUGGCGGGCAUGCACAUUUACAAACUUCUACACAUCCCUCAUGUUUUGCGUGUUAAAUUAAAAUCAUUUUUGUAUGUUUGAGGUACUGGCAAUUUGCUUGGUUUCAUUUGCAACAUUAUAGUACCUUUUUUAGUAUUUCUAAUUCAAACCAAUGCGGGAAACACCCGAGUUUGAUUUCGACGAUUAUCGUUAGUAAAGACAUUUACGAUACUGACAUCAUUUAAAUGUAAGUGUAAAGACAAACACACU
Paramisgurnus dabryanus is the source of this 1587-nucleotide messenger RNA. NCBI's taxonomy places the organism in Eukaryota, Metazoa, Chordata, Actinopteri, Cypriniformes, Cobitidae. The record is from RefSeq and is a predicted model, not a curated record.